UCUCAGUAUGAUAAAGGUCACCUUACAUCAUAAAGCAUUCCAGAGGCUUUGGACAAUCACUGAAGCGCGCUUGUUCACAACCGAUCAUACGCAUUUUAGCCCGUCGUAGUGAUUUCCUUCUUCGAUUCAGGAUAGAAGUUUGAUAAAGAGGACCCAAAGAGGACCCAGUGUAUUUGUUUCAGUCCGCACGUAGGCUUCCAAUUACAACUCAAGCUGUUCCACUUUUUACCGCAUCAUAAUAACAGGAACUACAAAACCGGACGUUCUCAUAAAUUGUCGUUAAUUCUGUGGCUUCUUGGUUUCAGCCCAAACAUCACGACGUGUCGGUCACCAUCGUAAAUCACAGCGAGGGAAACGAGAUAAAAUAUCACCAGUGAACAUGUUUGGGUUUAGUAGAUGUUUCUUGAUCUUACAUUUGACCUGGGCUCUGAUAAACCUGGCUGGAAUAAGCUCAGCUUCGAGCACUCCAGGUCAACCAACAGACCUUCACGUUUCACGUGUUCAUGACCUUUCGAUCACGCUGCAAUGGACAAGACCGCUGACGACCGCAGGCACAAUAGACAACUCCACACUGUCCUAUACUGUAUCAUAUAGAGCUGUUGGAGAUAUUUCCGGGAACCGGAAGAUCGUACCAGCAGAGAAUGCUCAGCUUGAUUUAGUUUUUAAGAAGCAGUAUAGAAUUCAUGUACAGGCCUUUCACAGGAAGGAUCACCAAGUCAAAAGCGAUUGGACCAGUUUGCUUGUUGACACAAACAACUUAGUUCCAGCGAAACCCACCAAUUUGAUGACUAAUAGCUGGUUAUUAGGAUUCAAAUACCAGGUAACAUUAACGUGGGACAAGCCGACAACAACUACGAGUGGGAUUACGGAUUCUUCUACAAUAAAAUAUCAAAUCAGCUACAAGGACCUCAAAGACAGUGCCAACAGGCAAAGUCAAAGUUCUACAGAGAGAUAUCGUCUACGCAGUCUUGCUGCGGUCUCAAGAUAUCAGAUAAAAGUCAGGGCUGUGAAGACCUUAGAACCAGAAAUGAUUGGCGACUGGUCAGACUCCAUAAUCCUGCAAACAAAUGAAUCAAGACCGAGCCAACCACCAAGAAAUGUUCAAGCCGUUUCUAAUACAUCUUCCUCGAUAACGGUCUCAUGGGGUUCAAUCCCUGAGAAUGGUCAAAAUGGCGUCAUUUUGGGCUUUGUCGUAUUUUACUGUGAACAGACUGCUUGUGAAUCGAGUAGCUGGUCCAGAUACGAUGCAAAACUAGUCUAUUCCCACGAACUACGAGGUCUUGUGAGCGGAAAGCAAUAUUCUGUCAGAGUAGCGGGAUAUACGAUGAUUGGUUCAGGAAUAAAGUCUCGACCGAUUAAAAGGGUUGUUACCGGAGGCUCAUCCACCGCAACUACACGUAAAACUGCUCCACAAAAGUCAACCACAAUUGCCCCAGAAACGACGCGAAGUACGCCGAUCACGUCUACCAAAAAUGUGACUGUACAUAUGGAAACAGUGGGAGAGGUUACAACAGAAAGCUUAACGACAACUGUUGUUUUUCCCACCGAGCCAAAGAAAACCAAACCGACAUUUCCAAGGAGUGUAGCAACUCUUCAACCAACAGUUUCCUCAGAGAAGGUAACAGCAAGAGAUCCAUCUGGGCCGUUUACACCAGUGGUUGCUAAGAUGGAUCAAGCCAACGAGACAGCUAAGGACAACAUGCUGAACAAAAUUCUCAUAAUCGGUGCGCCUGUAGGAGGCGCUUUUCUCCUGGUCAUCAUAUUCGUAAUUUUCGUCGCGUUUGCGCGGAAACGUUCCCGCAAAAGACGACAACUGCUUCAAAAUGGCAGCAUGCCAAAGAGGUCAAGAGAUAUGGUUACAAGAGGAGCGUAUAGCGUCCGAUAUGAACCCCCUUCUGCGGCAUCCACCGUACGUGGAGACUCCAUGACCGAGGGGUUGUUACCUGCUGAAGACGAACCAGAUCAACCUGAAAUUCUUGUAGAGGAACUAAAUGGAACAUUACCGAGCGCCGCGAUGGAAGAUAUCCCUAUGAUGGCUUCCGGUUAUUCAGACAAAUGCGAUCUUUUGCGAGUUGAUUUGAAUUUAGAGCAGAGUAAACUCGACGAGGGGUCUUCUGCGGGAUUGUACGACAGUAUUGGGUCCCUUAGUAAAGUUGGAUGCGCGCCCGAUGACGGGAAAAGUGACAGUGAAGAACGUUACGUCACGCAAGAUCAAAUCAACGCUGCACGUGAAGCCACGCGCGAGAAGUCUCAGGCCCAGGCUUCUCCGGACGAAGGUCAUUACAAAAUACCCAGAGAAGUAGCUGCGAUGGAUGACUUCUAUAAAAGACCCAAGGAUCUCUCUGAUGGCAGUACGUACGUGAAUAUGAAUCUACCGCCCGCAGAAAACUUAUAUGAGACCCUCGAGCCGAAGGAGCCAGUUUACGAGAAUACAAAACCUUCGCCUAACGGCGAGGAGCAUGCAGAUACGGAGGGUGGAGUAGGACUCAAUCUUUUGUAAAAAGAAGAGAAAAAAUUUUGUAACGCAGAAGGAAGUUUCUUUUGGACGAUUGUGUUAAAAUCGUUAGAGGCCUUGACGGGUAACUUAGAGGGGCACUGAAGCACGCUGAAUUUUUUUUCCGUAUUAUGACAAGUUAGGUUAAAAAAUUGGCCCAUUCAGGUUUCAGAAAUACGUGGGGAGAAAACGGGCGUGCGACCUCGUUUCGAUAAGUUUUAGUUCAGCACCUGAUUGGUCGUGGGUGUCUUGAGUUUCCUGGAUCACACACAGAACGAAGUCAGGCAAAACAAAACGGAUGCAGUCCCGAAUAAUCCGCGAAUACUAUCGAAAUACAAUCUAAAGUUGCGUCAGAAGGAAGUACGUCAGCAGGAUUCAUACGAGUGAUUAAUGUCAGAAAAAGCGUCAGGUGCGCUGUACUCCCGCUUCUACACUCUUCUGCAACUCUUGCCCAUUUUAUCUAGUUAGUUAGCCAACAAAAGUGUUCUUACGGUUUCGCGGAGUUUCCAUUAGUAAAGACAGCUAUUUUUCAGGUCGCACAAAAGUUUCUUGAACGCAUUGACUCUUUGAUAAAGGGGUGGAAAAUUUAAUAUACUUUUUCACCCCCCCUCCCCAAUUUUUCCCCAACCAUAUCUCCUCCUCCCCAUUUUUUCCUAUUUUUUGCAUACCAUCCAUCAAGUCGUUAUCUUUCAGCCAGUGUAAAGACUUGCCGAAUUUGACUUCGCUUUGAUCGGGCAAUAUCUGCGAGGCUUCGUCUUCGUUUUAAGACCGGUAACAGUAAUAGUAAUAUUGUGAAUGGAUGGGGAGGGGAGGUGGGGUUGGGUUGUGUACAAAAUUACAUGGAAGUAGCAUAAAAACGAGGGUUUUUUUGGAGAAAAAAUGGAUUUUUUAUACAUAGUAGAUUUUUAUUGAACUUUUUAAAUGAUGUAUCACUAAAUCAAGAUGUAAAUAGCAUUAAAAUCCUAAUAAAUAACUGCUGACUUCAA
Molecule: messenger RNA, 3480 nt
Organism: Stylophora pistillata
Lineage: Eukaryota; Metazoa; Cnidaria; Anthozoa; Scleractinia; Pocilloporidae
Biological process (GO): cell-cell adhesion
Molecular function (GO): protein binding
Source: RefSeq, a predicted model, not a curated record